Messenger RNA from Sinocyclocheilus anshuiensis, 2063 nucleotides. RefSeq names its product tripartite motif-containing protein 45-like. The transcript has 6 exons. Lineage: Eukaryota; Metazoa; Chordata; Actinopteri; Cypriniformes; Cyprinidae. The coding region runs from base 240 to 1985 and encodes 581 amino acids. Gene Ontology annotation, molecular function: ubiquitin protein ligase activity; zinc ion binding; protein binding. Gene Ontology annotation, cellular component: nucleoplasm. The record is from RefSeq and is a predicted model, not a curated record.
UUUUUACACGCUGGGACAGGGUCGGAUUUCAGGCCACGCCUCAAAACGUGUACGCGUAAUAUGAUUGGACGACGAGACACGUUCUCAAAUAACAUGAGCGAAAAAGUUAACUCUCUCACAAGUUUGGCGAGAGUUGCAUUUUUAGUAAAUGACAAGAUUUACCAAAGGCGAUUAGCCAUUUUAUAGUAGAGUUUUUGUAUUAACCCGCGUUAUAGUAAAACAGAAAAACAACAACUACAAUGUCACUUUGCAAAGAGCGAUUAGUUCAUGAAGAAAAGCUAGAAGCAGUCUUGAGUAAAAGCAAUGGGGACACUAAGAAGUCCAAAGCGGUCUGUGGUGUUUGCAGUCGGAUGUAUCGAGACCCUAAAAUCCUGCCCUGCUUGCACACGUUCUGUGCGGACUGCAUUCGCCAGCGCGAGCCGUUCUCAGAGCGUCGCGUGAACGGGGAACGACGCUCGCCAGAGGAUGACACGCACCGGCGCGACUCUGGCUCAACAAUCCUGUGCCCUGAGUGCGAUUCGGAGGUGGAUCUGCCCCCAUCGGGUGUGGAUGGGCUGACAACUGACCAUCUUGCGCUGGACGAGGUUUUCGUGGAGACGCUGCUGGUGGACUGCAGGGUUUUGUGCGACUUGUGCAGCGAGAGUGACGCGGGGAAGCGCUGCGAGGUGUGCGGCGUCAAUCUCUGCGACUUCUGCAGUCAGGCUCACAGGAGACAGAAGAGGACCUCCUCUCACUCUAUCCAAAGCCUACAGGAGCUGAAGUCUCAGGGUCGUCUCACUAGACCCGUCCUGUGCUCGCUGCAUCCUGGACAGGAGUUACGGCUCUUCUGUGAGCCGUGUGACCUCACCGUGUGCCUGGAGUGUGCGGCCACCUUUCACCACGACCACCACUGCAGCUCUGCCCAUGAAGUCAUCAGUCAUCAUGGCGAUCGCAUCAGAGAUCUGGUCGUCAGGAGCUUAAGGCCUCGUCUUGGCCGUCUGGAGGAGUCUCUAAGACGCGUAGACACAUCCCAAGAGGCGCUGCAGGCUCGGGCUGACACGUUGGCGGGUGAGAUCCGGGCGUUUGCUCGGAGCUAUGCCAGCGCGGUGGAGGCUCAUUGCAGCUCACUGCUGCGGUCACUGGAGGACUUAAGGUCGCAGCGCAGGAACCAACUCCAUCUGCAGAAGGCUCAGCUGCAGCAGGCCUUGUCUGACGUCCGCGGUGGGGUGGACUUCGCUGAACGCCUGCUCACGUGUGGUUCUGACGCUGAAAUCCUCAGUGCCAAAGGAGUUACUAUGAGGAGACUGAUGAACCUUGUGGAGUCAGGAUUCGACCCACAGCCAACGACGGUCGCCCCUGAUAAUGCCAGCAGCAUCUGUUUCCUUCCUCAGGAGAGUGCUGGAGAGGUGCAGGGAUUUCCUGUGGUGGGAGUCAUACAUGCCAAGACUGUGGAUCCCAGCAAGUGCACGAUCCAGGGAGAAGGUGGGGAACGAGGUCAUGAAGGCCAGAGGGGAGAGUUCACUCUGGUUUGCAGGGACUCCUCCGGAGAGCAGAUGGGCCGAGGUGGAGACCCUGUGCUGGUCAGCAUUGUGCACAAAGAGAAGAAGGGCUGCACUGUGGAGGCGGCUGUGGUGGAUAAGGGGGAUGGUUCCUAUGUUGUGUCCUACACCCCAGCUGAAGCAGGUCUCUACUCUGUGUGGGUCUGUGUUAAAGCUCAGCACGUCCAGGGUUCGCCAUUUGUGCUAAAUGUGAAAAGGAAGUUCAGACGUCACCGUGGCAUAUUUCAUUGUUGUUCAUUCUGCUCCAGUGGGGGCGCUAAAGAGGCAUGCUGUGGCUGCACAGGAACUAUGCCAGGAGGGUUUCAGGGUUGUGGACAUGGUCAUAAAGGACACCCCGGUAAGCCCCACUGGUCAUGUUGUGGGAGUGUAGUGGAGGCCUCAGAGUGUAUUCUACAUAACCUGGGCAGCGUUUCUCCUCGUGGACACCUCAGGACUGUGGAGCUCUGAGACAGAGCAAAUAUACACUCUAUCUGAUCGACAUAAGCAUAAACUCAUAAACAUACUUGAAUCUUCUCAAUCAGCCUA